Messenger RNA from Naegleria gruberi, 903 nucleotides. RefSeq lists its product as uncharacterized. The record is from RefSeq and is a predicted model, not a curated record. The transcript has a single exon. Bases 1 to 903 code for a protein of 300 amino acids. NCBI's taxonomy places the organism in Eukaryota, Heterolobosea, Eutetramitea, Acrasida, Naegleriidae.
AUGCUCGAUUUCCCAACUGACUCUGAGGACAGAACUUCAACCUACGAUGAAAACCUCUCCAAGGCAACUUACUAUGCAAUGAAACCAACUCAUUCACUCACAAAUCAAUCGGGAGUAAGGAAAACUCGAUUUUCCUUUCGAAAACCCAAUUCUCAUACCCAACCGGAGGUUGUUGUGAAUGGGGAAAUACAACAUUCUCAUCAUUAUCAACAAUCGAAUCAAUCGAAUCUAAAUUAUUCGAAUUACAACCAUCCUUUCGGCGAUCAACCAGCAAUUCCAUACGAAUCCUCAAUGGCUGUUCUUCAGAAUACUUCAGAUCAUCACAAUCAACCUCCUAUUUAUUCAGAUAAACCAAGUUUUCGGCUAUCAGAAAGUGAUGAGCAACGAAAACUCCAACAAGUUAUUCGAAGAAGUUUCGUCCUCGCCAUUUUGAGUUGGUUGUUCUGUGGUGGAUGUUUCUACAGUUGUCUAUGUUUCCUCCCUCUAUAUAGAAAGAAUUACAUCUUUUACAAUGUGGAAAAUUCAUUUCUCGAUGAUACUUCCAGUGGCUACGGUCUUCGAAAGAAUAACAAAUCAGUUUCCAAUAAUGCAAUGUACUAUUCGAAUCAAGAUGAAGAAAUCCAACAACAAGCAACAGCCAACGAAGACCAAAUCAUUGACCAAAACAAUAGACAGACCAAUAAUGGUGAAUGGAAAUAUGUCAUGAAAAGUUUCAAGGGAAAUCGUUUCAGAGAUUCUCCCUACAGAAGUAUUAAGCAUCGAGCUGAGAGUGCUUUUGAUUGUGGAUUUUGUGGAUGUUUGGCGUUGAAUUGUUUGUUGAUGUUUUGGGUGGUGGCUUUGGGGAGUAGUGCCCUGAUUAUUGUCCUGUUGAAAUUCUUCUAUUCUGGUUAUAAUAAAAUGUAA